Canis lupus familiaris (dog) is the source of this 2734-nucleotide messenger RNA. It is a transcript of the gene TMEM68, whose product is annotated as transmembrane protein 68. The coding region runs from base 459 to 1451 and encodes 330 amino acids. NCBI's taxonomy places the organism in Eukaryota, Metazoa, Chordata, Mammalia, Carnivora, Canidae. Gene Ontology annotation, cellular component: membrane. The transcript is spliced from 8 exons. The record is from RefSeq and is a predicted model, not a curated record. Gene Ontology annotation, molecular function: acyltransferase activity.
CAGGGUUGUCGCGACGUCGGCAGGGGUCUCGGGGCUGGCCCGGCCACCUUCUUCCCGGAUCCGAGUCGAGCCUCGCGGUGAUGACGGGCGUGUGCACUCGGGAGGCAGCGGAGAUGGGUGGUUAAGGCGGCUUCCAGACGCGCCGGGCUUGAGUCCGGGUGUGAUGCUCCUUCGCUACCUGUGGGAUCCGGGCCAGCGACCGAGCCCUUCUGAGCCUCCGUGAUAGUCUGGAGAACGCGAACGUCGACUGGCGCCUGCUUCCUGGGGCUGCUGGAAGGACCAGAUGAAGCCGUGUCCCGCAGACCUCUCGUGCACCGUGACUGGUGUUAGGGGACAGCUGCUUUAAUACUUACACUGAAGCUUGGGACAAGAUAUUUACCUAAUUUCUGUGGCCAAAUUAAAGACCUACCAUGACAAUGAAGAAAGAGACCAAAUUUGUCAUUUUCACCUAAAGAAAAAUGAUAGACAAAAAUCAAACCUGUGGUACAGGACAGGAUUCUAUGCCCUAUAUGACUUGUCUGAUUCACAUACUUGAAGAAUGGUUUGGUGUGGAGCAGUUGGAGGACUAUUUGAAUUUUGCAAACUACCUCCUUUGGGUUUUUACACCACUAAUACUUUUAAUACUUCCUUACUUUACUAUUUUUCUUCUCUAUCUUACUAUUAUUUUCUUACACAUUUAUAAGAGGAAGAAUGUAUUGAAAGAAGCCUACUCUCAUAAUUUAUGGGAUGGCGCAAGGAAGACGGUGGCAACUCUUUGGGAUGGACAUGCAGCAGUUUGGCAUGGUUAUGAAGUUCAUGGGAUGGAAAAAAUACCAGAAGAAGGACCAGCACUUAUAAUUUUUUAUCAUGGAGCUAUUCCUAUAGAUUUUUACUACUUCAUGGCUAAAAUUUUUAUCCAUAAAGGCAGGACUUGCCGUGUGGUAGCUGAUCACUUUGUCUUUAAAAUUCCAGGGUUUAGUUUAUUACUUGAUGUAUUUUGUGCUCUACAUGGACCAAGAGAAAAAUGUGUUGAAAUUCUGAGGAGUGGUCACUUGUUAGCUAUUUCACCAGGCGGAGUUCGAGAAGCCCUAAUUAGUGAUGAAACCUACAACAUCAUUUGGGGUAAUCGUAAAGGCUUCGCUCAGGUUGCAAUUGAUGCAAAAGUGCCCAUUAUUCCUAUGUUUACACAAAAUAUUCGAGAAGGAUUUAGAUCACUUGGAGGAACAAGGUUAUUUAGGUGGCUUUAUGAAAAAUUCCGCUAUCCAUUUGCUCCAAUGUAUGGAGGUUUUCCAGUGAAAUUACGCACCUAUUUAGGUGAUCCUAUUCCCUAUGAUCCAAAGAUAACAGCAGAAGAAUUAGCUGAAAAGACAAAGAAUGCUGUUCAAGCUUUGAUUGAUAAACACCAAAGAAUACCUGGAAACAUUAUGAGCGCUUUGUUAGAACGUUUUCAUAAAAAACAAAAGAUCAACUAGAAGACAAUUUAAUACAUUUAUAUUAGUAUGUUUGUGUUUGUUGUACUGUCCUUUAAAUUUUGUAGGUUCUAUCAUUAGUAUUUUUAAAGAAAAUGUUAAUAAGCAUCUUUCACUGAACUUGUUUAAAAUUGUAUUGUUGAUUUUGUUUUUGCAAUAGUGUCAAAUUUAAAUAGUAACUUAUUACAUGCCUAAUAAUUCAGAAAAUGAUCCUGUUUCUUUUUAUAAAUUCCUGAUAAUAUAAUAAUAAACAUAUAGAUUUUAAAAACUAAGUUCAUUAAUAACAAUUUAGGUUUACAAACAUUCCUAAAGUAAUGCAUCUAAUCUGAUUCUGUUGCACUGAGCUUAUUUUGCAACAGAUUUUGCAAGAUGGCAUAAUUUAGUAUAGACAUUGAAGUUAGAGAAGAAAUACUUUCAUCUGUCCCUCAUUCCUUUCAUGACCUUGGGCAAAUCAUAUAAUGUUUUGGUGCCUCAACAAUUCACUUUUUAAAAACAAGCUAAUACUAUGUUGAGGAAUAUUAUUUUAAAUUCUUUUUUAAAUUUUAAAUUCUUUAUGUUUGCUGUGAUUGAUAACUGUAGAACUGAAAUUAUUACUGAAUUAAACAGUACCAAGAAUUUUUAGUUUAUUUAUAUAUAUUGGCCCACACAAUGUUUAAAUUAUUUCUUUAGGUAUGAUGUCAAGUUGCCAAGCCCACGGAAAAUAUACAUUGUUUUUCAAGUUGAACAAAAAAGAAAUUAAGAAAAGUAAAAUUUUUAAUAAUUAUUUUUAGUAUUCUAUUUCUUAAGAAUCAGUAGAUAGACCAUGUAGGGUGUGUUAUGCAUUGUCAGCUAUGCAAUGUGGCAUUUAAUAGUAUAAGGUUAAAAAUCACUGUUGUGCUCUGCAUUUCAUACGUUAGAAGCUGAUUUUAGGCUGAUAAAAGCAGAGCAAAAGAAAGUUCUGCUUUUGCUCAAUAUCAUGGCUUAUUUAGCUUGAUUUUGCAAUGAGUCAAAUGGUUUAUUGUUUCAAUAAAAAUAUACUUGAAUGAUAAAUUUAUGUGAACACAAAGCUUUCUGAAAAAUUAAUGGCUUUCAAUUUGUUGUCUCCUUGAAAUCUGAAUUUUAAAAGUAUUUAAAUGGAAGAGUACCAGAAAUAAAUGCAGUAUCUCCCUCUUCCUUUUUUAGACAUUAAAUUACUUGGAUUUUUGUAUAGAUUUUUGUAUAACAGGUAUAUAUGUAUGAUGUGUUUAAUGUAUAUAAAAUUAAGCAACAUAAAAAUAAAGUAAAUUGCAAUUCAUUUUCUUGUGAAA